CGCAGCCCAGCCGGCCUCAGUCUGACUCAAGCGGUGCAAGGCGAGGCACACAAGAGGCUGAGCUGAGCCCGUCCCGUCCAGUGCAGUGUUAGCAGUGUGGUCACGGCCUGAACGCCUCAGCAACUUUACCUACCUCCGCCAUGGCAGCAGUCGGACUAUCGCAGCACGGUCUGCUGUUGGCCGCGGUCGUGCUGGCCUGCUGCGCCGCCGCGCCCGCCCUGGCGUCGUCGUGCGACUUCCAGGCCGAGUGCCGGCCCGGCGAGACCUACCGCCUCGCCAUCCCCUGCGAGGGCAAGUGCUCCAACUACAUCCAGUGCCAGGACGGCGAGGCGGCCGAGAAGAAGUGCGGCAAGUUCCUCUGGCAGCAGAAGCAGUUCGACGCGCAGGCGCUCGAGUGCGUGCGGACGACCGACUGCGACUGGUGGAAGAAGGUCGUCUCCACCACGACCAGCACCAGCACGACCACGGCAGCGUCCACCAGCACCCCCGUGAGCACGCCCACCACCACGCCCACCAGCACGCCAGCUCCCGAAACCACGGAGGCGACUUCCCCUCCAACCGUGACUCCAGAGCCGAGCAGUUCCUCUUCCAGUGAGCAACCCACCACCACCCCCGCCCCCGGCACCACGCCUGCCCCCAGCAGUACGCCACCCCCAUCCGAGUCGGGCGCGCCCGCCCCACUGGCCGCGCUGGGACCGGCGCUGCUCGCCGCCAGCAUCGCUCUCAUCCUGUAGACGCUCUGAUGUGUCGCCCUCGAGUCACACCAAAAGAAUCUCAUUUCCUCUCGAUUUUGACUGUAAUUUAAUACGCAGAGACAAACUGUUGACGAUUGCUGCCCAUUGAUACAAGCUGUGAUGUGUGUUGUGAAUAUAAAGACUGUAAAUAAACUUUAUAUAUAGUUACCUAAA
Molecule: messenger RNA, 908 nt
Organism: Frankliniella occidentalis (western flower thrips)
Lineage: Eukaryota; Metazoa; Arthropoda; Insecta; Thysanoptera; Thripidae
Product: threonine-rich protein-like
Exons: 3
Coding region: 141-734 (197 amino acids)
Source: RefSeq, a predicted model, not a curated record